Gadus chalcogrammus (walleye pollock) is the source of this 2134-nucleotide messenger RNA. Its product is annotated as transcription factor IIIB 90 kDa subunit-like. The coding region runs from base 260 to 2095 and encodes 611 amino acids. Gene Ontology annotation, molecular function: TBP-class protein binding; RNA polymerase III general transcription initiation factor activity; RNA polymerase III type 3 promoter sequence-specific DNA binding. Gene Ontology annotation, biological process: DNA-templated transcription initiation; transcription by RNA polymerase III; transcription preinitiation complex assembly. The transcript has 17 exons. Gene Ontology annotation, cellular component: transcription factor TFIIIB complex; nucleus; transcription preinitiation complex. Lineage: Eukaryota; Metazoa; Chordata; Actinopteri; Gadiformes; Gadidae. The record is from RefSeq and is a predicted model, not a curated record.
CCUGUAUGUGUAGGCUGUAUGUGUGUGUAUGUGUGUGUGUUGUAACAUUGCUGUGAAUGCAGAAAUACUACCGACAACACUCUUGACAUUGGUAAAGUAACUUUGUGAGGCGACUUUCUUCACUAUCAAUGAAAGAUAUCCUGACAUUGUGAUAAGUGAGGGCUAAAAAGUUGUCCGGGGGUUCGAGCGGAGACGCGAAACGCGUCCAGCAUCGUGACGGGACCCUCCUGAAGGGAACAGCAGGCUUUGCGCCGCGGACAUGGGGCGGUCAUGCAAGAACUGUGGGAGCACGUCCAUCGACGUGGACCAGUCGCGUGGCGAUGCGGUCUGCAUGGGAUGUGGCUCGGUGCUGGAGGACAACAUCAUCGUGUCGGAAGUGGAGUUCGCUGAACGCGGCGGGUCGGCGCACGCCAUGGGACAGUUUGUCGCCGGAGACAGCGGAGGAAAGAAUCCCAACUUUGGAGACGCGUACUACACCGGCAGAGAGUCCCGCGCCCAGACGCUCAGUAACGCGAGGAACAGCAUCACCACCCUGGGCCGCUCGCUGCAGAUGAACCAGCACUGUCUGGACACGGCCUUCAACUUCUACAAGAUGGCGCUGUCCAAGCGGCUCACCUACGGCCGCCGCGCCGCCCACGUGGUCGCCGCCUGCCUCUACCUGGUCUGCCGCACUGAGGGCACGCCCCACAUGCUGCUGGACCUCAGUGACAUCGUGCAGGUGAACGUGUACAUCCUGGGGAGAACCUUCCUGGUCCUGGCCCGAGAGCUCUGCAUCAACGCCCCGGCCAUAGACCCGUGUCUGUACAUCCCGCGCUUCGCCCAGCUGCUGGAGUUCGGGGAGAAGAACCGGGACGUGUCGAUGACGGCGCUGCGCCUCCUCCAGAGGAUGAAGAGGGACUGGAUGCACACGGGACGGAGGCCCUCCGGCCUCUGUGGGGCAGCUCUGCUGGUCGCCGCUCGCAUGCACGAUUUCCGCCGCACCAUCAAGGAGAUCAUCGCGGUGGUGAAGGUGUGCGAGGCCACACUGAGGAAACGGUUGACAGAGUUUGAGGCCACGCCCACCAGCCACCUGACGGUGGAGGAGUUCAUGAAGGUGGACCUGGCCACGGAGUGUGACCCCCCCUCCUUCACCGCCGGGAAGACCAAGAACAAAAUGGCAGAGCUAGAGAUGGAGCUGGAGAAGAAGAUGGUGGACGUGGAAGGCGAGAUCCAGAGCUACCACGACGAGAUCGAGACGGAGCUGGAGAGCUGCAGACCCAAGCUGAAGGGCGUGUACGCUGCCUACACCGGACACGACGAGUCGGACUCGGCGCCGGAGGUGAUCGAAGGCGAGGAGGUGGACGAGGAGGUGGACGAGGAGCUGAUGGCCGUGGCCAAGCACUUUGGGAAGGAGCUGAGCGAGCUCUCCCUGGCCGAUCUGGAGAAGGGGGGAGGAGGAGGAGGAGGAGGAGGAGGCGGCGGUGAGGAUGAUGACGAGGAGGAGACGGAGGGAGCGGGGGGAGGGCGCCGAGGCCCCUCGCUGGAGUCCAUCCUGGGGCCCAUGCCCACCGCCGCCAGCCUGGGGCUCCAGGACUCCAUCAGGACGGCCGUCGACGAGGAGAAGGAGAACGACGCCGGAGAAAGCGGGGAGCUGGACCUGAGCGGGAUCGACGACGGCGAGAUUGAACGGUAUCUCCUCGACGACAAUGAAAUCAAGAUCAAGACGGCUGUGUGGAUGGCCGAGAACUCGGACUACCUGAAGGAACAGAAAGAGAAGGAAGCCAAGAUCGCCUUGGAGAAGGAGCUGGGCAUCUACAAGGAGAAGAAGACGCGGGCGUCGGGGAAGAAGCGGGGGCCGAUCCGCGCACGCACGGCGGACGAGGCCAUCGAGAAGAUGCUGGAGCGCAAGAAGAUCUCGUCCAAGAUCAACUACGACGUCCUGAAGGACCUCAACGUCCGGCCGCCCGCCAGCCCCGCCCACUCGGCCACGCCCCCCCGCAGCGCCACGCCCACCAGGGGGUUCGCCGGGCGCAACGCCGUCCGCAGCCACGCCCCCCCCCCGCUGAGCCUGGGCACGCCGCUGAGCUCCCUGGGAAAAAGGGAGGAGAGACGGUGAAGAGAGAGACAGUGAAGAGAGAGAGACGGUGAAGAGAGA